Messenger RNA from Lacerta agilis (Sand lizard), 1018 nucleotides. Its product is annotated as cytochrome b5. Gene Ontology annotation, molecular function: heme binding. Lineage: Eukaryota; Metazoa; Chordata; Lepidosauria; Squamata; Lacertidae. The transcript is spliced from 5 exons. Gene Ontology annotation, cellular component: intracellular membrane-bounded organelle; mitochondrial outer membrane. The coding region runs from base 90 to 521 and encodes 143 amino acids. The record is from RefSeq and is a predicted model, not a curated record.
GAGUUCCCAGUUGGAGAUCUGCUGCCACCGCUGCUGCGCCCAAGGGUCAAUAUCUGCCAGGUUGAGAAGCCAAGCUAAGAGUUGGGACGAUGGCGAAGGCGAAUGCUAGCGGCGACAGCAAGCCUGGAAAGGAGCCGUGGCGGGGUUGCUAUUAUACCCUCGAAGAGAUCCAGAAGCACAAUCACAGCCAGAGCACCUGGAUCAUCCUGCACCACCGUGUGUAUGACCUCACAAAGUUUCUGGAGGAGCACCCAGGUGGUGAAGAGGUUCUAAGGGAACAAGCAGGAGGAGAUGCUACAGAAAGUUUUGAAGAUGUUGGCCAUUCCACAGAUGCCAGAGCAUUGUCGGAUACAUUCAUUAUAGGAGAACUUCAUCCAGAUGACUGGAAAAAAAUUCAGAAACCAACGGAACCUUACAUUACCACUCUUGAUUCUAAUUCCAGCACAUGGUCCAACUGGGUGAUUCCAGCUAUAGCAGCAAUUAUUGUGGCCCUUAUGUACCGUUUCUACAUGAUGGAGUAAUCAACAUAUUGAGAAGCUAUAAUGGAACAGACUGUUUUGGGAAAGAGAACAAAAAAAUGCAUCCGAACCUUCAUAUCAAGACAGUAUCUGAGAACAACUUUAAAAUUCCAUCCUACUCUUUCCCAGAAAGCCAAAAUAGGUUGCUUCAGCAAUGCACUUUUUAACUCUGCCUUUUACGUAACUGUUUUUAAGUGCUAAAAAUUCAGAGGUCUCUUUUAUAUCAUAAUGUUCAUCAAUUAACUAUCUAAUAUUAUCACAACGUUUCUUAAGAAUAAGACCACUGAUUUUAUCUAUGUUAUCAGUAUGAGACAAGGACACUAAUGCUUAAGGCUUGUCUGGCUUUUCUGAGUUGUUUGGACUUCUUUUGCUAAAACAAUUAGCAGGAGGUUGUGUCUAUGCAAAUUCCUUCCAUUUUUUGCCUUCAUUUAGAAUUUUCUAAUGUAAGGACCCGCUUUCCAUCAGUUUCAUAGGUAUAAUUUGUAUAUUUUCUCCCCCCC